This is a messenger RNA of Aspergillus clavatus NRRL 1, 786 nucleotides long. RefSeq names its product amphiphysin-like protein RVS161. Gene Ontology annotation, molecular function: lipid binding; protein binding. Bases 1 to 786 code for a protein of 261 amino acids. The transcript is spliced from 6 exons. Gene Ontology annotation, biological process: endocytosis; plasma membrane tubulation; actin cortical patch localization. The record is from RefSeq and is a predicted model, not a curated record. Gene Ontology annotation, cellular component: mating projection tip; medial cortex; Rvs161p-Rvs167p complex. Lineage: Eukaryota; Fungi; Ascomycota; Eurotiomycetes; Eurotiales; Aspergillaceae.
AUGUCUUGGGCAGGAUUCAAGAAAAAUGUCAACCGCGCGACAACGCAGGUGAUGAUGAAGACAGGACAUGUGGAAAGAACCAAUGACCGGGAUUAUGAAAUCGAAGAACGGCGUUACCGAACUAUGGAGACUGCGGCAAACCGACUACAGAAAGAAGCGAAGGGCUACCUGGAUUCGUUACGAGCAAUGACGGCCUCGCAAAUGCGCAUUGCAGAGACGAUCGAUGCGUUCUACGGCGAGGCAGGAACACGCGACGGUGUUAGCAGGAGCUAUAAGCAGGCUGUUGAGGACCUGGACGCUGAAACAAUCAAGGCCCUGGACGGACCCUACAGAACAACUGUCCUCGAACCAAUAACCCGGUUUUGCGCCUACUUCCCCGACAUCAAUGAGUGUAUCAAGAAGAGGAACCACAAAUUGCUUGAUUACGAUGCGAUGAGAGCGAAGGUCAAGAAGCUGGUUGAGAAGCCCGACAAGGACGCGACCAAGCUGCCUCGCACAGAAAAAGAAACCGAGAUGGCCAAGCAGGCAUACGAGCAAUUGAACGAACAGCUAUUCACGGAACUUCCCCAGCUCAUCGAUCUGCGGGUGCCCUAUCUGGACCCCAGCUUCGAGGCCUUGGUCAAGAUUCAGUUGCGAUUCUGCGCUGAGGCAUAUUCCCGUAUGGCUCAGGUGCAGCAAUAUCUGGAUGCCGAAACAAGAGAUCAAUAUGCCCGUGGUGAUUUGGACAACAGGGUCGAGGAAGUCUUGCAGGAGAUCCGUGACUUGAGUAUAGCAGGAACUGUAUAA